ACUGUAGGCUAGCUUCUAGCCUUGAGGCUGCGCGGUACAUUUGUGUUUUGUUGGAUGAUGAGGUUUGAAAGUCUGUGCAGUUAUGGUGGGGUUACCGAGGAAGAAAUAGAAUUAGUCAGCCCUGAACUAGUUACUAAACUUAAUAUUGCAUUUGAUAACAUCUAUCACGAUGCUGAAGUGGCGAAAGAGGAACUUGCGAAACUUCAGAAAGCUCAAGAAAAUAGUGCGUUGCAUUAUUCUGAAGAGCAGUACAAACUUAAGUCAGCAUCUGAAGAAUUAGAGAAAAAGCUGAAAGAAUGCAACGAUGCACUUUACGCUAUCGAAGAAAAGCUUCAUAAUGUUAAUGUGGAGAAGGAGGAUUACCGUACAAAAUUAAACGACUGUUUGUCCGUUAAUAAUGAGCUUAACCUCGCUAUCCGUGGAUUAGAAAAUGAGAAAGAAAUUUUGUCAGAUCAACUAAAGAAUAAGCUCGGGUUGAUUGACUCUCUAACUUCUGACAUUAGCGAGCUACGUACAGAAGCCGAAAAUGUUCGGAAACUAAAAAUAGAAAUGAUGUUGAAGUCGGAAGAUAUUAUCGGGCGUGAGUCGUCGAUAAAAGCUCAAGAAGCUCGUUGGUCAGACGAACUAUCUAACUUACAGCGACACAAUGACUGGUUAGAGGAACGUCUCCAACAGACAACUGAUCAGUUACUGACGGUUAGAAGAGAUUCGUACCAAAAGUCUUACUCUCUCGAAGCUGAACUUGGUCUUCGUAACGUUGAACUUGAGAACUCCAAACAGUGCAUUGAAAGACUAGAAACAAAUGUACAGAAGCUUACUCAGACAAAUGACGAGUACAUCGUCAAACUUAAACUAGUUACGGAUGAACAAAUAAAAAUGGAGCAGUUGUACGGAAAUGAAAUUGAGGCACAGAAGCAACUUAUAAAACUAUACAAAGAACAAGUAAAGGAGCUAGAAGAAAAAAACGAGGAGCUUAGUAAUGCUGCUUCAUCCAUCCAGGGCCUCUUAAAGGAAGCUUAUGAGAAUGUGUCAAGGUUGGAGAAUGAAAACUCCUCUUUACAAGCGAAAUGCAGUGAAGCAAAUUCCAAACUACAAAUAGCUACUGAAAAUCUCGCUUCUGAGAUGGAAAGAAGUCAACAUCUUCUGGAUAAGUUCAGAGUGGAUGGUCUAUCUGAGGAAGAGUUACGUCAGCUUAACCCAUCUGUGGCCGCUACGCUGAGCGCUUUAAAGCGUGGACAUAGUUUAACACAGUUGUAUACAGAUUAUGUGCAAGUUGUUGAAGAUCGAGACCAGCUCAAACUUGAUAAACAACGAUUGACGGAGUAUGUGGAACAGAUGGUCGAUGAACUCAAAGAAAAAGCUCCUCUCCUACGAAGCCAGCAAGAAGAGUAUCGGAAAUUACAAACGGAGUUGAAAGAGCUUACGUCUUGUUACCAAUGUACAGCGAAGAAGUUAGAAGAAGCGCAGUUGCAAAAGCGAGAGAGUGAGCGACGUGCUGGAUUUUACCAUCGAGAGACCAGUAGACUUAAACAAACGUGCUCCGAUCUAUCCAAACAAGUGAAGUCUCUGUUGUAUGAAGUUGAAGUAUCUAGGGGGACUGUUAUUCGUAAUGAAGGAGAUUUUUGUGCCAAGUCAGACAUAAGGGAUUCAAACGAACCUGACGAUCAUCCAGUUCCAGAUAGCUCAGUGGAUAUAACCAAUGUUUCAAGCGUGUUGGAAAAUCUAGCCUCCUCUGCAAUGAUUAUUGAUGAUCAUCUUGUCACAUGGAAAAACUUAAAUGAGUUACAGUCUCAAAAUCAACGACUGCUCUGCGUUGCUCGUGAUCUUGCUGCCCAGCUAGAAAAACACGAGCAAGAAGAUUUGGACACAAUUAAGCGUAUGUCUGAGCUGUCUUCUCGUGUUGAAACUUUAUCUGGUGAAUUGGACGUUGUACGUUUAGCCGCUCGUGAAGCACGAACAGAGGCAAACAUGUUUUCUCAGCAACGUGACCAAUAUCGUGCUUUAUUGAAAAAAUAUGACAUCGACUUAUCUGAUAAAGAAGAACUUAGUUCUGCUCAGAGUCAAGAGUCUAUUUUAGAUGAUGUUAAUCCGCUAAGUCGCUGUAUGGUCAAUAAUAAGACUCCAAGUAAGGGUUCUCCUCCCAGCAAUGGAUCCUCUGCUGUUAUUGAGCGUCUAGAAGGUGCUCUAAGCUCGUUACAGGCGGAAUUCGCACGUUAUCGGGAAGACAAGUUGGAGUCAGAUCAUGUAUAUACUACUACAGUCGAUAGUCUACGAAGAGAAUACAACGAAGCUCGACUUUUAAAUCAGAAACUUAGCUCACAACUUGAUUUCACUCACGAAAAGCUGCGUGCAUCAGAAGCUAAUGUUGCUGGAUAUAAACAAGAAAUUACUAUCCUUCGUGAAAUGAAUGCCCGCUACUCAACUUCUGCAGCCUCCAGUGAAGCAGAAUUAUCAAGACUUAGAGAUGAAUUAACCCAUGCAUCUGAUCGCCUCACAACAGCAGAAGUGGAUGCAAGACAUUUUUCGCGACAGUUGGAAGCAGUGCGAGCUAAUGAGACUCGCCUUAAACAAGAAAUAGAUUCAUUACGCCGCCAUGAUCAAAUCCAUUCUCAGCUUAUGCAUCAACUUCAGUCUAUACAAGGAAGUCUCGAACAAAGAGAGUCAAUGGAUCGUUCAUUGAAUGAACGAAAAAUUGAACAGCUGGAGAAGCAACUAUCUACUGUCAAUUCAGCUCUUAUAGAUGCUUCCAAGACCUCCCAAAUAGCUCAACAAACUUUGCAACACGAGUUAGCCCUUUCUCGUGAGUCCGUAGAGUCUAGUGGUAGAGAAAUUCAACAAUUAAAUACCCGGAUACGAGAUUUAGAGGAAAGAUUGGCAGCUGUUAAAUCUCAUGAUGACAAUAUGGAACCAAGUAUAUCUGAAUCAUCUCCUGAGUGUUCGAAAAAGGCUCAAAUUCGUGUUCGUGAACUGGAACAUGAAAUUGAAAGUCUCAAAUCCAGUUUAGAGUCAUCUCGGCAGCAAUGUGAUCGCAUGAAAACGUUGGCUGAACAAGCUGAAGAGCGUCUCAAUGAAAUUGUGGAAGAGAAUAAACGGCUGGAAGAGCACUUUUCACGUGAUAUGUGUGAGACUAAACAGCGUUGUGAGUUUUUAGAGGCACAACUAGAUCUAGAAAGAAAAGAACGUCAAAAUCUUGUAAAUGAAAAUAUACGAACUACAGAAGAAGCCCAUAAGUUGAAUGCAGAUUUACGUCGAGAAUUGGCUAGCUUACAGAAUGAAUUAGAAAGCUCCAGAACUCGUUAUGAAUCAGCUCUCCAAGUAGAAGCUGGUGCUAAGGCCCAAAUAGAAUGUCAUCAACAGGCUGCGCAAGAAGCUCGUGAUAAAUAUGAACGUGAAUUGACAUUACAUGCACACGAUGUGGAGCUAUUAACAACAGUACGUUCACAAUUGGAUUCUAUUAAAAUGCAUUCCGGUGAAUUAGAACAGGAAUUAAAUGAAUCUAGAUCGAAAGCAGAAACUGCAAUGACUGAUUUAAAAAUUCAAAUGGAGUUAUGGGAAUCGGAGAAGCAGGAGUUGAACAGGCAAUUGAAACAAAGUCAAGAAGACCAGAAUUUGUUACAAGAUCAAAUAAUUCAACUUACACAACAAAUGGUUUCAUUGCGAAAAUCUUUAGAUAAAUCAAAUAUUUCUGCUGAAGACAGCAUGAGUUCCACUCAAGAUAUCGAGUCAAUUAAUUCAGAUAUAAAAACCUCUGAGGAAUUAUUACAAGUUAUUGGUUACCUCAGGCGUCAGAAAAACAUGGCAGAUGUUGCUCAUGAAGCUGCUAGUGCUGAAGUAUCCCGGUUGUUAUUGCGAGUGUCUAGUUUGGAAUCACAAAAGGAAAAUUUACAAUCUCAAAUCGAUAAUGAACGUAAAGCUGCUGAAUUAGCUAUGGAAACUGCUCGUAAACACUCUGAAGUUAUGGAACGUGUUGAACAAUUAAAUUUGGUUACUGAAUCUAAUCGAUUACUGCGUCAUGAAAGAGAGGUUUUACGAUCAAAGUUAUCUGAUGCAGAAAAUCAGCUUGCAAAAUUGAACGAUGAAGUUGGCCCAUUAAAACAGUCCAACAGUGAUUUGGCUGCUCAGAAAGAUAUUCUAAUGUCUGACAAACGAUCACUUGAAGAAGAACGUGACCGUUGGAAGGAGCGUUGUAGUCGAUUAGUAGAAACAGCUCAACGCAUGGAUCCUGAACAGUAUAGGCUUGCAUGUAAUGAACGCGAUGAAUUACAACGUAGAUUAAAUCGAGCUGAGGAAGAAGUUCAAAAUAAUGCUAAUAAGUUAUAUGAAUUAAAAAAUGAAUCAGAUGACCAAAUAAAAAAGCUAAAUGAUCUUUUGGAAAGUGCGCGUAAUUCAUAUCAGGAAGCUGAACAGAAAAUUUCUUCAUUCAGUGUUCAAGAAAAUUUAUUAAGAGAAGAUUUAAGUGCAAAAGAGACAACAAUUAUGAAACUUCGUGAAAUCGGACGAAAAUAUCGUCAGGAAACCGAGGUAUUACGACGAAAACUCAAUGAUAGCAGAUCAGAUGAAGCUCAGCUUCAAACUACGAAUGAAGCAUUAACUGAAGCUAAAGCGGAUUUGGUUACUUUACGUUCUGACUAUUCUUCUUUACGUACCGAAUAUGAUCUCUUGGAAGCAAGUGUAACAGAAGCUCUUCAGUUUUUAGAUGAAGUGAAGGCUAGAGAAUCAGUUAUAACAAUUAUGAAUUCAUCUGUUGAAGGAUCAGAUAUUGAAAUAAAUCCUAAUAUGUCUAAUGGUCAAAAAGUGGUGAGUGAAUUUCGUCGUAUUCUGUCAGGUUUAUGUAAUGAGAUCGAUCGUUUACAACAACAUUCGGAUUCUCAAAAAGAACGUUUACUACGAACUCAACUUAUAGAAUCUCAAUUGACAAAAUCUCAAAAAGAUUGCACAGAACUUCGGGCUCGUUUAAUUGAGCUUCAAUCAAAUAGCGUACAUCCUCAAACUGUGUCAGUAUGUUUGCAAACCAGUGGAGCCUCAUCUCCUGCAGCAUCAACUUUGCAGGAAUCCGAGUCCCAAGAUGGUGUUCAGAUAACGCACACAUUUGUAUCACGGGCUUUGGCUUUAGGUGCUUCCCCAACAAAUCAAGCCACAGGGAAUCAGUUACAUUUCGAAACUCCCACUUCUUUGAACAUUACUGAUGGUAGUAGUACGGAAACUACAAGUUCUGUCAUAUCUCAAUCAAUUCCUGCUUGGAUUAUGCGUGCUGGAGCCACUGUACAACCGGUCCAUCCAACACCUGCUAUUACUCCACCUAAUUCACUUGCUGGUCCUAAACAGACAGCAGAAAUAAGACCUAUCACAAGUAAUGUAGCUGCUGUCAUGCCAACCCCAGCACCAUCAUCAGUCCCGAUGUUGAUAACAAGUGGUCAGUCAGAAAAUGUUCCUAUUUGUGGACCCUCAAGUAUUGCAAUUUGUUCACCUGUAUCUGAUACUACUGUAGGUCCCAGCUCAUCAUUGUUUACGUCUUGCGAUCAGAAUGCUGCGUCUCUAUUGCGAAAUACAUUUCUACGCCGAGGUAAUAUCCUUAAUCAGCCUCAAAGUAACAUUUUAACUCCGGCUUGUUCUUCCAGCGUCCCAACUUCAGCACCUCGUUCGACUACAGUUAGCAUAACUGGAAAACGUCGAUUCGAAGAAAGUUGUUCAAGCAGUACUGUGGACUCAAUACUUCAUAUUAUACCACCAGUAGAUGAUAACAUGGUUUCAACAAGUGAAGUUUCUAGAAAUAAUGAAAACUCGUUUUUGUCUGCCAUUAACACUAACCAUUUCCAUCAGCAACAAUUUAACCCUGGCUCUAUUCCUUCUGAAUCUAAGCGUAUACGCCAGGCAGUGGUCAGUGGUCCCAGCACAUCAAUAUCUUUUACCCAGGCAAGUCCUAGUCCAAUUGUCCUUGGUAGAUCACCCUUCGGUACCAGUGCACCUGCUACAACUCCGUUACAUGCAACUGCUUCUCGUUUAGUUGCUGGACAACAAGAAGCCAGUAGCUCUACAUUAGGUACACUGACAGUCGCUACCGGUGUAGCUGGUAUCAUAACUCCUGGAACAUUUGAAACCUCAGAAAGUGUGGAACGAUCAUCAAAUGAAGCCGGUGUAGAAAUAGAACAAGCUACAGCUGAUAUUGUUACUAGACAAGAGCUUGGUGAAAAUGUAAGAGGUGGGAUUGAUGUACCUACGAUGGAUAGUCACACUGAAAAUAUUGAAGUUGUUGAGUCUGAAGUCCGAACAUCUGAUCAAAAUUUAACUAGUCCUAUGAAACCUACAUCAAGUACGCUAGAAGAGAUAUGCGAGUCUUCUGAUGAAGAACAAGAAUGUUAUUCGGAAAAUGAUGCUUUUUACGAUGCUGAUCAACGUGAAUCUGGAUCCAUGGAUGAUGAAUAUGUCGAAAGUGAUUCAAAGGAUUCCUCAUUUGAUGUUAAUAACAAUAAUAACAUUAGAUUCAAUGCUGUUCCUACAACCUCAAGGCCGUCAGAAUUCGCUACAGAAGAUCUUUGUAAACAGGAAGUUGAUACUGUUUACAAUGAAAGUUCUGUACCUGAAGAAGGAGAAGCAGAAGACUACAUGGAAGAAGGGGAUUAUGAUGAAUAUGAAAGAGAAGAUGAAGCUAAUUGUGAUUCAUAUACAGAAGAUGAAGAGGAGGAAGAAGGAGAACAAGAAGUAAUCGAAUUGAGUAGUGGUUCUGAUGAUGAUACCCAGGCACGUGGUGCUGAUGCUGAGGAGCACUACUCUUCUGGUGUGGAAAAUUACGGCAACGAGGAAACAAAUGAACACAUAGCACCUACAGAUGUGGGAGUACCUGAAAAUGUCGGUGAUUGCAAUGAAAGGGUAGGUGAGGAUGAUGGGCAAUUACAUUAUGAGACAAACAGUACGGAGAAAAGUGACUCCACUCCUCAGAUUUCAGAAAACGUACCAACUUCUCUCAAUACGGAGAUGGAACCUAUUUCUUCUAGCAAGGGUUUAUUUGGCGAAUCAUCUAUUCCUAGUCUCUUUAGCAACUCUGGUCUGCCCAAAUGUUCCGGCUCAUUAUUGGGUUCAUCUGGUCUUUUCUCCGGUUUUAAGCCUUCUUCACUAACUGUUCCAUAUUCAGUUGCUACUACUGAGUCCGGACUUCCGUCUGGUAGUUGCACGGGACUUUUCAAAUCAUUUUUGCCAGUGAAUACAGUUCCAAGUUCAACCGCCACUCCAUUACUUUUUAAACCUUCUACAUUCUCUGCUUCAAUUGCAGCUUCCAAAGAACCUUCAGGCUCUGGGGAUUCUAGCACAGCUCGACCAAAGAUUCAACCCAUUGUCUGGGAUUCCUUCGACCCUUCUACUGCACAGUCAAGUGUAUCAGAUAGUGCAUGUACUAGUGGGCCGGCUCGAAGAAAAAAAUGGUGUCCUGUUGCUUCUGUGCCAAGAGCUACUAGACGUUCCAGCCUACCUACUAGUAGAGGUUGUGCUACUGGAAAGCCUGGAUCUAUUCGCGGUGGUUUACCUCCUAGAAGAGGUUAAUGACUAAACAAUACUGUUGCUGUAUAUUUAAGAGCUAAGAUUUAUGCCCAAUUCCACAUUUGUUUUCAUUUUAGCAUUUCUUUAUCCCUCAAAGUGUUUCUUGCGUAACUUUGAUGUAUUUAAAGUAUAGUCUUGUAGUCUGCAGUAUACUAGUUUACUUUGAGUGAAAGAGAAUGAACAAUUAAUUGGAUUAUGUAUGGGUUAUUGAAUUUAUAUAUUAACUUCUUACUAGG
This is a messenger RNA of Schistosoma margrebowiei, 7766 nucleotides long. The record is from the annotation of a GenBank genome assembly. NCBI's taxonomy places the organism in Eukaryota, Metazoa, Platyhelminthes, Trematoda, Strigeidida, Schistosomatidae.